GUCCGGGAGUCUACCGGAGGACUCCAUGAAAGAUGCUCGCAUAUCCUUUUUGUCGUCGACCAGACAGAUCAGAAGUCCUAGUAUGUCACAGAGGAAUCUCGGUGACCACAUUAAUCAGCACGAUACGUUGAUUCUUAGGUUGGAUGUCUGCUUACCCAUUUCACACAGGUCAUGCACCCAGAACUAUAUAUAACCUGUUCGCUCGUGUGUGGCCUUUCAAACGCAUCCGACAACUUGCAACGAAUCGUGAUUAACAAAAAGUCUCUCCUUGUGUCCUGUGAUGAAACCGGCAUGGACAGCCUCCUAGGUGAUCCUAACAAUGCGCCCCAUGAUGGGAGUUCGCCACAAGCACCUACAAAUGUAAACAGGCUCUCUCGAGCCAUUCCCUCCUCCAGGGUUGUCGGCAAUAUUGUCAUUCCCCAGAUCACUUUCUACCAAAGCGGAACAGAGAACCUCACUAGUAGCUUCAACGAUUAGAAAAUUGUCGAGGACAAAUCUCUUCAGGCAUACGGGGCUCCAAUAGGUCAGUUGUCACCCCGUGCAGCAUUCCAGCAUCUUAGUCGCAUCUCAAAAUCCGCGAUGCGUCUUGUUUAUUGGGCAAGAUUACUCGACUGGAGACAAAAUUUACAUCUUUGGGUACUGACUUACCUUCUUAUACAAUUCUUUCAAAUCUUCACCGCGAUCACACAGAUUCUCAAGGUAGCUCUAAUGCCUUUUAUUUCAGUAACUAAGAGAUGAUCUUCCGUUCAACGGAGGUGCCUAUGCCGCGAGAAAGAUCCAGGAUUGAUCGUGAGUUCCUUCUCCCUGCUUUUCAUCUCGCCGAUGAUAAGGAUGAAAUUUGCACUGACAUCGGAGGGAACGCGGCGAGAGAGAUAUGUGAUUUCUGUCCAGAGAUGUGGACAGUGGAUGGCGACUUGAUAUCAAUCAUGACGGACGAGGCAUAAUGAAAGCCACGAAUUGAUCCCAGGUGUCCAUCAAUUUUGAGCAUGAAUGAUGCUGUUUCGAGGUGAAGAAAGACUUGCUCGAGCACUUCAUUGGGUAGCUUGGUGAUGGAAGGGUCAUCCAGGGUUGACGAGUGUAAGAGAUGACUUAAAGCCUGAACAUCUUCCAUCGAUUUGCCCGACAGAACAAAACAAGGGGAAGGGAAUGUCUGUCUGCAAAGAUUUCCAAGCUUAGCAUUGAGUAUAGACAUCGGAGUGAGAGAGACGGUACCUGACGAAGGGGGAGCCGUAGCAGUGAUGAGGAAAUGAAACACAGAAACAGUUGCGAACAUAGUUAUGGGAGAGUUGUUCAAGACGGCACGAGGAAAUCACGCUGCUGCCACGAGGAUAACAACGAUUACGAGCAAAGUGGUCAAUCUAGUCACUUUAUGUUGAGGAUGACCUAUAAUUACGGUACGCCGUCAAUCUUGGGCUGAUAUAGGUGGGAAGUCGAAAAGCAAACCUACGUAUUGAAGCAUGUCUCCCCGAAUUAUGACUUGUUUAAAAAACUUCCUUC
Molecule: messenger RNA, 1497 nt
Organism: Somion occarium
Lineage: Eukaryota; Fungi; Basidiomycota; Agaricomycetes; Polyporales; Cerrenaceae
Source: the annotation of a GenBank genome assembly